AUGGCUCAGACAAAGCAGACUGCCUGCAAAUCAACCCAUGGGAAAGCACCCAGGAAGCAGCUGAAGGCAAAAGCCACUCACAAGAGCACGCCCUGUACUGGCGGGGUGAAGAAGCCACAUCGCUACAGGCCUCAUCCUGUGGCACUCCCUGAAAUCAGGCAUUAUCACAAGUCCACUGAAUUCCUGAUUGGAAAACUUCCCUUCCAGCGUCUGGUGCAAGAAAUUGCUCAGGACUUCAAAACAGAGUUGCACUUUCAGAGCGCAGCCAUUGGUGCUUUGCAGGAGGAGGCAAGUGAGGCCUGUCUGGUUGGCCUCUUUGAAGACACCAACCUGUGUGCCAUCCAUGCCAAAUGUGUAGCAAUUAUGCCAGAAGACAUCCAGGUAGCACGCCGCACACGUGGAAAGCAUGCUCAAGAAUCCACUAGGAUGGAAAACAGCUCAUUCUUUUUUUAA
Elephantulus edwardii (Cape elephant shrew) is the source of this 453-nucleotide messenger RNA. RefSeq names its product histone H3.3C-like. The transcript has a single exon. The record is from RefSeq and is a predicted model, not a curated record. NCBI's taxonomy places the organism in Eukaryota, Metazoa, Chordata, Mammalia, Macroscelidea, Macroscelididae. Gene Ontology annotation, cellular component: nucleosome. Gene Ontology annotation, molecular function: structural constituent of chromatin; DNA binding; protein heterodimerization activity. The coding region runs from base 1 to 453 and encodes 150 amino acids.